AUGAAGAGAAGGACAGAACCUGAAUUUAGCAGCCCCCAAAAGAAGCAGAAGAAGAGGAUAGAAGACUUGGGAUUAACCCUCAGUUCUACUUCAGAUGACGAAACUCAAUUUAGUAAUCAUACUACUCAGGAGUCUUCCAGUAGCAGCAGUGGGUCUGACAGUGAGAAUGAUGAAAAAAGACCAGUCUUCAGCAAUGAGUUCAAACAAGACUCUCUUGUGGAGGGUACUUCAUCUCGCUACUCAAUGUAUAACAGUGUCUCCCAAAAGCUCAUGGCCAAGAUGGGCUUCCGAGAAGGAGAAGGUCUGGGAAAAUAUGGCCAAGGCAGGAAAGAUAUUGUUGAGGCCUCCAAUCAGAAGGGUAGGAGAGGCUUUGGGCUGACCCUCAAAGGAUUUGAUGGGGAGCUCAAUAUUGAUUGGCAGGAUGAGCCAGAGCCCAGUGCUUAUGAGGAGGUGGACUGGUGCCUUGAGUGCACCACAGAAAUUCCUGACGCCCAGGAGCUGAAGGAGUGGAUGACUGUGGGGAAGAGGAAGAUGGUGAUAGAAGAUGAAACAGAGUUCUGUAGUGAAGAACUUUUACGUAAUGUCCUGCAGUGCAAGAGUGUAUUUGAUGAGCUGGAUGGAGAAGAGAUGCGUCGAGCCCGAACGAGGUCUAACCCCUAUGAGAUGAUCCGUGGAGUUUUCUUCCUGAACAGGGCUGCAAUGAAGAUGGCAAAUAUGGACCAUGUCUUUGACUACAUGUUUACAAACCCUAAGGACUUCCAUGGGAGGCCUUUGAUAAAGGAGCGAGAUGCAGAGCUGCUCUACUUUGCUGAUGUGUGUGCUGGUCCUGGAGGCUUCUCUGAGUACGUCUUGUGGAGGCGGAAGUGGCAUGCGAAAGGAUUUGGCAUGACCUUGAAAGGACCAAAUGAUUUUAAACUAGAGGACUUCUAUUCUGCUUCCAGUGAGCUCUUUGAGCCUUAUUAUGGUGAGGGAGGGAUUGAUGGAGAUGGAGACAUCACUCGCCCAGAGAACAUUACUGCUUUCCGGAAUUUUGUUUUGGACAAUACUGAUCACAAGGGAGUGCAUUUCUUAAUGGCUGAUGGGGGUUUCUCAGUGGAGGGUCAGGAGAAUCUGCAAGAAAUCCUAAGCAAACAGCUCAUGCUUUGCCAAUUCCUUACGGCACUGUCCAUUGUCCGGACAGGAGGACAUUUUGUCUGCAAAACCUUUGACCUGUUUACUCCUUUCAGUGUGGGACUUGUUUAUCUGCUGUAUUGCUGCUUUGAGCGAGUGUGCAUCUUUAAACCUGUGACAAGCCGCCCUGCUAACUCAGAGAGGUAUGUGAUAUGCAAAGGAUUAAAGCUAGGGAUUGAUGACGUGCGGGACUAUCUCUUCAUGGUGAACAUCAGACUCAACCAGCUGCGCAACUCUGAUGUGGAUGUGAAUCUUGUCGUCCCAUUGAACGUGAUCAAAGGCGACCAGGAUUUCUACGAUUACAUUGUCCAGUCCAAUGAAAACCACUGCAAAGUUCAGAUAAAGGCACUAGCCAAAAUUCGUGCCUUUGUUCAAGACACGACACUGAUUGAACCACGGCAGGCUGAAAUCCGAAAGGAGUGUCUCCAGCUAUGGGGGAUUCCUGAUCAGGCUCGUGUUGCUCCUUCAUCUUCAGAUCCCAAGUCCAAGUUCUUUGAGCUGAUCCAGGGCACGGACAUCGACACCUUCAGUUACAAACCCACUCCUCUGAAUUCCAGUACCCUGGAGAAAAUUCGCCAAGUGUUAGAUUACCGGUGUAUGGUGUCUGGAAGUGAGCAGAAGUUCCUCUUGGGGCUCGGGAAAUCCCAGAUCUACACCUGGGAUGGUCGCCAGUCAGAUCGCUGGACAAAACUGGAUUUGAAAACUGAGCUGCCACGAGAUACUCUUCUCUCAGUGGAGAUUGUUCAUGAGCUGAAAGGAGAGGGGAAAGCCCAGCGAAAAAUCAGUGCCAUCCACAUCCUUGAUGUCUUGGUGCUGAAUGGCAAUGAUGUUCGAAAACAGCAUUUCAACCAGAGGAUUCAGCUGGCGGAGAAGUUUGUCAAAGCUGUUUCUAAACCUAGCCGGCCAGAUAUGAACCCCAUCCGAGUGAAGGAAGUAUACAGAUUGGAGGAAAUGGAGAAGAUUUUUGUGAGGUUGGAGAUGAAAAUCAUCAAGAGUUCAGGGGGAGUACCCCGGCUGUCCUACACUGGCCGAGAUGACCGGCACUUUGUGCCCACAGGACUCUACAUCGUACGGACUGUGAAUGAUCCUUGGACAAUGGCAUACAGCAAAAAUUCCAAGAGGAAAUUCUUCUUCAACAAAAUGACCAAGAAAGCGACAUAUGACCUCCCUUCUGAAUCCAUUGCACCCUUUCACAUUUGCCAUUACAGCCGCCUCUUCUGGGAGUGGGGGGAAGGUGUCAAAGUGCACGACUCUCAGAAAAGGCAAGAUCCAGAGAAGCUAUCAAAGGAGCACGUCCUGUCUUUCAUCCAAGCGCACUACCCCUAA
Balearica regulorum gibbericeps (East African grey crowned-crane) is the source of this 2496-nucleotide messenger RNA. RefSeq names its product cap methyltransferase 1 (gene CMTR1). Gene Ontology annotation, biological process: 7-methylguanosine mRNA capping; methylation. Gene Ontology annotation, cellular component: nucleus; cytoplasm. Gene Ontology annotation, molecular function: methyltransferase cap1 activity; protein binding; nucleic acid binding. The record is from RefSeq and is a predicted model, not a curated record. NCBI's taxonomy places the organism in Eukaryota, Metazoa, Chordata, Aves, Gruiformes, Gruidae.